CCUCCAUGGCGGACUCCGACCCGGUAGGGGUCAUUUUAGUAACGGCCGGGACGAGAGGGGAUCGGAUGUUAUUUAGGUAUCCGUAUGAAACAGAGGAGAACCGAGAAAUUUUCUCUAAAUUGACUGGAAGAAAUCCAUACGCUGUAAAGAUAGCUGAGGAUUUGCAAGCUGUGAACAGGAGAAGGAAGACUUCAAGCAUUAGAAAUGGUGUUCUUGUUGGAUUCUCAAAUCCAAUACUUGCCAACCUGCUGGCUUUACGGUCGGAGUUAUGUGGUCGAAGAUUUGAUGUAAAAAUCGAUGAUGUUCGUUUUGUGGGGUUUCCAAUAAUGUUGCAGGCAGACUCUGACAAACAGACAAAAGGACCAUCUAUAUUAUCAUUUAAUAUAGUGUUUGUGUUGAAGGCAAAUGUAAGUCCCAGUGUUGUGUCAUGUUAUCAAGACCUGGCCAAACAACUGACAGUAGCCAUCCGUCACGAGGAAACAAGAUGCCAUUAUUUGACAGCUCAGACCAAGAUCAUACUCUCCAUCCAUGAUGAGGUAGCGGCAAUGCCAGAAGAUUCCUGUGAUUCACCUUUCAAGUUAAUUUUGGAGAAGAGUCAGCUGGCUAAGGAUCUUAAAUAUGUUUACGACAGCCUGUGUGAUACUGGAGUUGUCCUUCUACACACAAACAGAUGGGUGGAGAUCAAUUUCUGCCUUCCUCAUAAAAUCUAUGGCUCUAUAAGUGCCAGAGGGGCAAAAAUAGAGCCUGAAGCUGUUCAAAGAUGUCUGGCCUCUUUAAGACCUUAUCACGCCAUGCUGUUGUUAGUUGAUGAGAACAGUUUACUGGACAGUUUACCGGUGGACUGUACCCCCACCCUGCCAAAACUGGUCCAGGCAGCCAGCCCACUGAAGAGUUUAGAGACACUGGCAUUAGAUGCAGAUCUCAGUCUGUCACAGGUGUUUCAGAUUGUAUCCCACUUGGUCUACUGGGCUAAGGCAACUAUAAUAUUCCCACUCUGUGAAAGCAAUGUCUAUAUGCUGUCACCUCAUGCCUAUACACAUGUUAAUUCACCUCAGGUGGAGUCAUUUGUGGACCACUUCCCAGGCAUGUCUCUGCCAGCUGUUCUCUCCGAGUUCUCCCUGCCUACCCCUCUUGGUCAGCAUAGGGAUGUUUUAGGACUACCUCAGCAACAGACUCAGAAGGUACAGAUGGUAAUCUGGAUGCUGCAGCGACGCUUUCUAAUCCAGCUGCAUCAGUACAUCCACCUGGUGCCCUCAGUGGAGGGAGUGGCAGACUCUGGCGUGGAUGAUGCGUUUGCGUCAGGAUUGUCCGCAGAUAAGUCUCACCUGGGCAGCUCUGUGGAGGAGAACUCUGUCCUCAGGAGAACCACCAGUUCCUCUGAUAUUGCCUCAGUUAACAGUGAUGAAAGUCCUGUGCCUGCAAUGACCAACAAUCUGGCCAAGUCUCCAUCACUGGAAUUUGGUACAAAUGGUGCCCUUCUCUCUGAUGAGAGUGGCUCGGACUGGAGAGCUAGGGAGGCUGUCCUCUGUCAUCUGAACAAAGCUGAGAAAGACAGUAUUCUGAGAGUGCCAGCGGCAAAGAAUCCAGAGGAUUUGAAACUCUUCUUAAGAUUACGUCCAUACUUCAAUGGCAAGCAUCACCUGGAAGAGAUCAUGUACUAUGAAAAUGUUCGGCGCUCUCAACUGUUGACCUUGUUGGACAAAUUCCGGGGAGUUUUGAUAACAUGCAGUCACCAGGAUCCGGCCACGGCUUUCUAUGUGAAGACAUAAUUGUUCAGGCAUCUCCAAUAGCCGGCAAUCUUAUUGCAGUGGUUCAGUCACCAGGAUGUACUCUUUACAACUCAUGAUCAAUUCUGAAAAGCCUUUCAUGUUAUCUUGGUGCAGCCUUCUGCUAUCUGCUGUGCAAUUCCUCUGCAGUGGUGUUCGUAUUUCCCUUGCACAGCAGUAGUAGUCACAUCUAUGGUUGAAACAAAAAACAGGCAUGAGAAAGGGGAAAUCAUCAAAUGAUACUACAACUAUACCGGACAACUUUUGACCAAUACCUGCAGCCAAGCCACGGAAAGAUUGAGUUAGAGAUGCCACCUGGCUGAUCAAACGCUAAUGAAAUCCAGUGAAGCCGAUUAUCUCACUUCAGCUGCGGUGCGAUUGUCAUAUUGAAUUUGAUAUUUUGAUUGUAAGUAGAACGAGUAGGGCAUGGCUCUUUCAUAAGCCUUCAGAUGAAGCAGUGUGUUGAAUACUACAAUUGCAUGAAAUAGAUCAUGUCCUAUUUUCAUGCAUCUAGUCCAAUUGGACAUAUUUGCUCGACAAACACUGUGUGAUCGCGCCUUCAGGCAACUAUAAUGAAUUCAUUUCACAAUUGUAGGGUAUGCAGGACACCACUAACCAUAUAGUCCCAUCAUUGGCAUUACACUGAAUUCUAAGUGUCAAGAUGAUUUGAAUAUAUAGCAUGUUAUAUAUUGCUUUAAAAAGAGUUGUUUGUAUGUAUCAUAUAUGUACAAAAUUUUCAAAACAAUUUUCAUGAACAAUCAAGUUUGUUAUCAGUAAAUGUGAAAACACUUAAAUUAUAUGUACAGUUAUGUGUGUAUAGAAAUGUACAAACCUGUUUAUUAUAUUGUAAUGACAGUAUUAAUGAAUGUCAGAUUUUCAGCAUAAACCACAAUUGUGGAGUAAAAGGUUAAUUAUGUUGUCAUCUAGUCGUGAUUGUGGUUUUGUAGCAUCUUUAGUGCUCAUUAUGAAGAUGUGCCAUUGUGUAUUAUCAUGUAGUCUUUUGAUUUAUUUAUUUAUUUGAUUGAAUAUCAAGAAUAUUUCACUUAUACAACGGCGGCCAGCAUUAUGGUGGUUGAAAAACGGGGGUAACCCACGACCAUCUGCAGGUUGCUCGCAGACUUUCCCACAUAUGGCCGGAGAGGAAGCCAGCAUGAGCUGGACUUGAACUCACAGCGACAGCAUUGGUGCGAGACCCCUGGGUUAUUACGCUGCACCAGCGCGCUAACCAACUGAGCCACGGAGGCCCCUGUAGUCUUUUGAGUUUGUAGGUGUUAUUGAUAAGACAGUAAUACCAUGUGCUGCAUUUCUUACUGUCUCUGUGAAUA
Liolophura sinensis is the source of this 3091-nucleotide messenger RNA. RefSeq names its product GATOR1 complex protein NPRL3-like. NCBI's taxonomy places the organism in Eukaryota, Metazoa, Mollusca, Polyplacophora, Chitonida, Chitonidae. The coding region runs from base 6 to 1769 and encodes 587 amino acids. Gene Ontology annotation, cellular component: GATOR1 complex. The transcript has 14 exons. The record is from RefSeq and is a predicted model, not a curated record. Gene Ontology annotation, biological process: negative regulation of TORC1 signaling; positive regulation of autophagy; TORC1 signaling.